AUGGGUUCAACUGCAAGGGGCAAGCACAAACGUGCAAAUCGAAGCUCUCGAUAUGUGGAAUCUUCUGAUCAUAACGAUCGUGAUGCUGAAUUCGGUACUAAUGAGCAGGUGGGGAGUGAGGAAGUUGUUGAUAUCCAAAAUUCUACUGAUGAGAAUGAUUGGAGUUUGUAUUGUAAGGAGGAAGAGUUAGAAGGGGUAUUGUUGUCGAAUCUCAAAUUUUUGUAUAGGGAGGCGUUAUGUAGGCUUUGUGAGAUGGGCUAUCAGGCAUCUGUUGCGUUUAAAGCGCUGCUAAGUAAUGGACAUUGUUAUGGGGAAAAGGAUGUUUUGUCUAACAUAUUGGAUAAUACUGUGAGGUUUUUGGAUACUGGGAAGCGGGAUGGGGAUAGGCCUGUUUUUGAUAAUAUGACGCAAUUAAUUGACCUUUCUCUUGCUGCUUUGAUUGUUAUGUUGCAAAAAUCAAAGCCGCAUAUGAGCAAAGGGGAUGCUAUGCUUUAUCUCUUAUUAAAUGAUCUGAAUCUUGAUCCUUCAGUGAAGGAUUUUCUAAAUCAGAAUGCUGCGGCAUUUUCUGGGGGAUACAUGGCAGACUUUAUAAACUUACACACUGAAGCUAGUGGUUGUGGAAAUGCUUCUUUCUUAAGUGCUAAUUCGUCAACUGGAUCUUUAAGUGAAACAGAAGCUGUAGUAGAGCAAAUUGAGCAGCAACCAGAUGCUAAAAAGGAAAACGCGGGCAGUUCAAUGAUGGACAAAAUUUGUGAUUUGAACCUUGAUGAGAACAUUGAGUAUGUUCCAAUGGAUCAAAGAGUUGAGAUGAUCACAGAUUUGCUUCAACAAGUUAAGGAUCUUGAGGGACAAGUUAAGGAGCGGAGGGCCUGGGCAGAGGAGAAAGCAAAGCAGGCUGAAAGAACCAUAUGUUGUAAAGAAAGAGAGCUUGAAAUGUUGAGAGUCGAAAGAGAGGAAAAUAAGGGGAAACAAACACUUGUAGACUCUAUUAUGAUGAGGAUCAAUUCCAUGAAUUGUAAGAUAUCAGAUAUAGAGAAUGAUCAGAGAAAGUUACUUGACCAAAUGAGAUGUACAUCUGCAGCUCUUGGGCAAUUAGAAUUGGAAUGUGAAGAAAUGAAUGCAGAGUUCAAAGCUUCAGAACUUAGUGCAUCGGAGUCAUUAAGGGCCUGUGCAGCAUCUCAAGAGAAGCAGAAGAAGUGCUUGAAAAGACUCGUGGCUCAGGCUAAAAAGAAAACUAAAUUGCAUGCCGACAUUGUAGAUGCUGAACAACAAAUUUUACAGCAGGAAACACAGUUGGAGCAGGUAGAAGCAGCUCAGGAAGUCGCUUAG
Molecule: messenger RNA, 1329 nt
Organism: Daucus carota subsp. sativus
Lineage: Eukaryota; Viridiplantae; Streptophyta; Magnoliopsida; Apiales; Apiaceae
Product: MND1-interacting protein 1-like
Exons: 1
Coding region: 1-1329 (442 amino acids)
Source: RefSeq, a predicted model, not a curated record